UUUUACUCAGAAGAAUGAAUGAGUCUACAUAGUUUUGAGACACGCGCGUGUAAAUGAGGACAAUUGCAAGAACUAGUAGUAUCUACACAUCUCGCUGUAGUUCUGUCAGAUGGGAUUCGAAUUUUUAGAAUCUGUCUAGGGAUCGAAUCUACGAAUCUUCCGAAUCCCAAUUGUGCCAACACUGCGCCGUAUCAAACAACAAAUAACAUUCGAGAGGAGUUUGCCAUCGACGAUCGAUGGUUAAUUUACAAGAAAUUCUAAAAUCCAUCCGGUCACUGGGAUGCAAUGAUGAGGCAAUCUGUUGUACUACCUAUCGUAUCUAUGUGCACCUCUCGGAAGAAAGGAAAUUUCACGACGUCCGGUACUAUUAUGACGAAAAUCUCAAUGGAAUAUAUUUGACAGCCAAAAGAGAAGAACAUGUGGCCAAAUUCGAGGUUUUCCUUCCAGUGCAGGUUCCGGGGGAACUUUGUCUACUGGAUAUAGCGCACUAUCGCAAAGUUGUCAAGCGGUUAAAUCUCGAGGAAAAGGAUACUAUUGUGCUGGCCAUUUGUGAUUCAAGUUCUACCGUGCUGCUUUAUGAAAUUACGGCAGGUCUUCAUUCACUGGGCAAAAGAUCAAUGAUGAAAUGUUAAAAUAUACGAUAAUAACCUUAUAAAGCAUCAUUAUUGUUAUAGGUGAGGUUUUAGGUCAACAUGCAUACAACAUAGUUUGCAUGUUUGGUACAUAAUAAUUGAUGUCGAAAAAGGGUUAGUAUAGAAAAUACUAUUGUGCAGUAUAUAGUUUUGACAAAAAAUACCUGU
This is a messenger RNA of Anopheles coustani, 800 nucleotides long. RefSeq lists its product as uncharacterized. Gene Ontology annotation, biological process: tRNA splicing, via endonucleolytic cleavage and ligation. Lineage: Eukaryota; Metazoa; Arthropoda; Insecta; Diptera; Culicidae. The record is from RefSeq and is a predicted model, not a curated record. Gene Ontology annotation, molecular function: nucleic acid binding. The transcript is spliced from 3 exons. The coding region runs from base 237 to 632 and encodes 131 amino acids.